GAAAACUGUGCUUUCUUUAGUGGUUUUCUCUCUUUAGUCGUUUUUUGAUGAGAGUUCUGUGUGUGUGUGUGUGUGUGUGUGUGUGUGUGUGUGUGUGUGUGUGUGUAAGAGUUUCUCGGCGUGUCACGCGGUGCAGUAGACGCCGGUAUGGCGGCUGCCCCCCGCUCAGGGAACGCCGCCUCUCUCCCUCCGUAACGGGUGUAGGUGUGUACCGGAGCCCGGUGUCGCGGUGGAGGAGCUGCUGGAGGUUGUAGGAGACCAGGUGGGGUUCGGCAGCAGUCUGUCGGCCUCGCGCAUGAAUAAGGCGAUUGUUGUUUUUCUAAAAAGUGAAUCGCUGGUUAAUCAGUUGGCUGUGAACGGAAUAUGGGUAAGAGGAGGUCAUGUGACUGUGACCCCUCUGUCCGCCCCAGCCACCAGAAUCACCGUCUCUAAUGUUCCGCCUUUUUGUCCCUAACGACGCCAUCACUAAGGAAUUAAAGCGCUUCAGAAAGAUCGCAAGCCCAGUUAAAAAACACUGCGCUUAAACAUGUCCUGUCUUUUAGACGGCAGGUCUACACUCACCAGCGCGCACACUAGAAGUAUCCUUCCUAUUAAUUCAUGUAGGAAUAAUUCCUACAUGAAAUCUCCGGUGUUUUGAAUGCGGUGAUUUAAGGCCAUAAACGCUUUUCGAGACAUGAAUAUUGACCCUCGCACGUCUGUCUCUAACGUUAAUAUAAAUAAGACUGACCAUAAUACUGAGGACAAAGAAGGAGAAGCUUCUAUGCAGGUAAAUGGAACCAAUGAAGAUAAAGAAGGAAGGAGUACUGUGCAGGUGAAUGAGGAGGUGAAGGGACAGGAGGAGGUGUAUGGAUAUGUUUGUCUUAUUAAUCGAGUAGAAGGUAACCGCAGAGAGGUGUUGGUGGACCAGUGGCCGGAUUUCCGUGUGGUGCUUGUAAAACCAGGACAGCAGGAGGUAUUACACAAGAAAGCAGACACUUUAAAAUAUGUAAGCAUUUUUACCAAAGACGAAUCACGUCUCAGGAACAUACUAACCGGGACAGACGUUCAUGACUGGAAACAGAACUUCACUUUAAGUGUUGAACUGCAGCAUGAGCCAAUCAUAAAGGCUGUAGCAGCGAACAAAGGUGUACCUAAUACCAAAACAUAUUUCUGCCACUUAAUGAGAUUGCAGGAUCCAUCUAAGCUUACAGCUGAGAGAUUAUCAUUUCAGGCGUCAUCAGUCAAGGAGUCUCAUGCUGCUCUGAUUAACAGCAAAUGGAAGGUGGGCAUGAGUGAACUCACUGAGCCCCUGAUCAGGGGCAUGAUCAGGAAUUUCCCUUCAUGUUGCGUGUUGGACUCAGAGGGUCGGCCUGUGUCAUGUCUCUUGACUUAUCCUUCCUGUACAAUGGGUGUAAUGUACACACUGCCAGAGUACAGACAGAAAGGCUAUGCCAAAGCCCUGUCCACCAUAUUAGCAAAGAAACUGCAUUCAGAGGGCUACCCUGUCUACUGCUUCUUUGAGGAGGGGAACCAAGCAUCCUACAGGCUCUUAACCAGUUAAGGCUUCACUAAGGAUCUGUCUUAUGCUUGUAUUUAUUUUAAUUGUCUGACUCCAUAAGUACUACAGGACAAGGAACUUGGCUGUCAUGAUUGCAUGAUUGAAGGUGGUGUUAAAUGUUAGCACAGAUCCAAUAUCUCAUCCAUUUGACUUAUAAAUGACUGGUUGGCUGUCUAGUUCCCCUUUAUCAUAUCAGUAUGUAUCUCCAUGUAGUCUUGUGGUGUUUUUUUAUGUAAUUGUUUAUUGAAUUUUCUUGGUUUUCUUUGGGAAUUAUUCUGUUGAAGUACUAUUUUGUUUGUUUUUGCAUUAUGUAAAAUAAUAAAACCAUGACAAACCUAUAUUACGUUGCAAAUGUGUGGCCUGUAAGCUAACCAGGCAAAUUAAAUGAUCCCCCUGCAGCUCACUUAACUUGAUGUGAUAUUUUUUUGUGGACAAGGACAUGCAAUCUAUAUAUAUAGCGGAAACGUUAUACAUACCAAAUAAUAUCUAUCACUUAAACAAAUUCAUCACUAAACUCAGCCUUACAGAUUAUCCAGAAAAAAGUGUUUUUGCUGUUCCAGUAGAUUAGCAAACUAAAUUCACACCAAACAUCCAUCCAAAUCAUGAUAUCUCUAUCAAAGGUAUACAUUUCCCUCUUUCUCAUGGUAGUGAAGCUGGGAUUUGGAGCACAACCUCCUUCUUGCUGCCUUAUUGCAGUUUUCUUGCUAGUUGAUCUCACUUUUCACACCAGUCAGAUGAUGCUAUUGAUGUAGGAUCUGCAUCAACCAAUUCCUGUGUCCUAUGACUACACCAGACAAGACACACACAAACACACAGCAAUACUGAAAACUGAAGGUGUGGUAAAGUUAUGUAAUGCUGCAGAUCAGCUCUUGUAUUGUAACUCGUUGUAUCUUCUCUAAUGUUCUGGAGAUUCUGGAAGUAAAUAAUUCAUUCAACUUAAUCAGCUCAAAGAUAGCCAGUAGCUGAUUAGUUUUAGCCUGUAAAAGCUCUCAACCCCUACAGAUGUAGUCUUCACAGUCCCACUCUGUGCCUUCCCAGUGCUGUUAUAGUAAAAUAAUACACUUUAGGUUAAUAACAGUCACUACACUCCAUGUUAGACCAUCACACCACAUCUUCAUGGAUCUUUUCCUUUUAACACCACACCACCAUGUGUUUUCUCCCCCUUAUCUAUACACAAAAAGACAUCAUAUGUAUUUAUGAUUAUGCUUAAAACCUGUCAUUUUAACUGGUUUGUAGACUUAUUAUAUCCACUGUUAAUCCUACAAACAUUCACAACCAACUCGUUCUAGAAAUAAAGGAAAAACACCACCUAGUGACAGAGGCGUGAAAUAACGAAUGUGCCGAUAUGAAACUGCAGAUAAUAACAACAGCAUGUUUAUUCUUUGAAAUCUCAAACGCUUUGUCUUGAAAGAACGAGUUAAACCUUAAACUCAGUGUUUUAUUGUUUGUGAAUGAAGGAGCUGUGAAAAGCCAUGAAGCUGUUGAACAAGGAGGAGCUGAAGAAAGCAGAGGAAGAGCUCAG
Messenger RNA from Hemibagrus wyckioides, 3059 nucleotides. Its product is annotated as glycine N-acyltransferase-like protein 3. Lineage: Eukaryota; Metazoa; Chordata; Actinopteri; Siluriformes; Bagridae. The record is from RefSeq and is a predicted model, not a curated record. The coding region runs from base 674 to 1540 and encodes 288 amino acids. Gene Ontology annotation, molecular function: glycine N-acyltransferase activity. Gene Ontology annotation, cellular component: mitochondrion. The transcript has 5 exons.